AUUAUGUUGGUGAAGAUGGUUCUUCAGAACCUUCGAUAAAUGAACUAAAACUUAAAGUUGUUGAUUUUGUAAAGAAGUUUCCUACUAUUGGCUUUGAAGAAAAUGAAAUGAAAUAUGCAUAA
Dentiscutata erythropus is the source of this 122-nucleotide messenger RNA. The record is from the annotation of a GenBank genome assembly. NCBI's taxonomy places the organism in Eukaryota, Fungi, Glomeromycota, Glomeromycetes, Diversisporales, Gigasporaceae.